This is a messenger RNA of Colletotrichum scovillei, 549 nucleotides long. RefSeq lists its product as uncharacterized. The transcript is spliced from 2 exons. The record is from RefSeq and is a predicted model, not a curated record. Lineage: Eukaryota; Fungi; Ascomycota; Sordariomycetes; Glomerellales; Glomerellaceae. The coding region runs from base 272 to 490 and encodes 72 amino acids.
AUGAGCUCGAGGACCUAGAGCUUCACCCCUCUUUGGAGAGCUUAGAAGCAGAAGCCAAGGUGCGAACUCACAUGACGUCAACUCGAGCCCAUAGCUCAUGCUUCUUUAUAUAAGAUCUUCCAACCCCCUUUCAUCAGUGGUACUCUCUUUCUGAAGUUCAUCCAAAUCUAUACUGAAAUCACUGGCUAUCAAUCCAUCCUCCAACAACUUCCGUCCCGAGAUCAUAUCAUUUUCAAUUUAGCCAAUUUCUCAACAACCACCAAUUAUCACUAUGCCUCGCGACGGAUCUGGAGCCUCUGACAACAAGGUCGAGGAGACCCACGACGUUAUCCACGGCGCUGGCGCCAUCAAGGACCCUCACGUCGACCGCGCCGACAAGACUGCGCCUCUCCCUGAGCCUGAAAAGGGUCUUGCCAUCGAUGGUCUUGCCGCCAGCGGUGGCUCAUUUCCUAAGGGAGAGGGUGCUGGACAGGGCGGACGAUCCAACUAAAUUUUGCGGAAUGAAUAAGUUAAAGGAUGAAGAUGAAGAGAGGGAUGAUAAUGAGCCAC